GGUCCCUGCGCUGGAUCGCGCUGGUCGCUGAGCAGGUCCCUUGGGGGUCGCGACGACCCCAGCGGACCUGGUCACCCUCGUCUCCCCGCCAUGGAGACCUCCGUACACAAGCAGCAGCAGCAGCAGCAGCCCGCGGCGGCCAAGAUCAGGAACCUGCCCUGGGUUGAGAAAUACCGGCCGCAGACACUGAAUGAUCUUAUUUCUCAUCAGGACAUUUUGAGUACCAUUCACAAAUUUAUCAGUGAAGAUCGGCUGCCGCACCUGCUUCUCUAUGGUCCUCCAGGGACAGGAAAGACGUCCACCAUCCUAGCCUGUGCUAAACAGCUGUACAAAGAGAAAGAAUUCGGCUCCAUGGUCUUAGAGCUGAAUGCUUCAGAUGACCGAGGAAUCGAUAUCGUUCGGGGACCAGUCCUGAGCUUUGCUAGCACAAGGACAAUAUUUAAGAAAGGCUUUAAACUAGUGAUCUUGGAUGAAGCUGAUGCCAUGACUCAGGAUGCCCAGAAUGCCUUGAGGAGAGUGAUUGAGAAAUUUACUGAAAAUACCAGAUUUUGCCUCAUCUGUAACUACCUGUCAAAGAUCAUCCCGGCCUUGCAGUCUCGAUGUACAAGGUUCCGAUUCGGUCCCCUCACUCCUGAACUCAUGGUUCCCCGCCUGGAACAUGUUGUAGAAGAAGAGAAAGUUGCUAUAAGUGAAGACGGGAUGAAGGCACUUGUAACUCUCUCCAGUGGAGAUAUGCGAAGGGCCCUGAACAUUUUGCAGAGCACCAAUAUGGCCUUUGGAAAGGUGACAGAGGAGACUGUCUACACCUGCACAGGGCACCCGCUCAAGUCAGACAUCGCCAACAUUCUGGACUGGAUGUUGAAUCAAGACUUCACCACAGCCUACAGAAAUAUCACGGAGUUGAAAACUCUGAAGGGCUUGGCGUUACAUGAUAUCCUGACGGAGAUACACUUGUUUGUGCACAGAGUUGACUUCCCAACUUCAGUUCGAAUACAUUUAUUAACCAAAAUGGCAGACAUUGAGUACAGACUUUCUGUUGGCACCAAUGAGAAGAUUCAGCUGAGUUCCCUCAUUGCUGCUUUUCAAGUCACCAGAGACCUGAUUGUCACAGAGGCCUAGAUGUAGAGGACCCUUUGCUACAGCUGUCAAGCCCAGCAGUGACUGGAGAACAGGGGACUUAGUUACUGGCCCCGAGGCCAGGGGAUGAAGCCAUCAUCACCCCAAGUCUUAGAAGACUGUUCCAGGCGUGAGUGGGCAGACGUUUAAUAAGUAGCAUGUUUGGGGCUAUUUGGAGCAGGGAGGUACAAAACAAUUUUAAUGUAAAACUCUCUUAUUGUGUUUCAUAGGGGAAAUAAAGCAAAAACCUUUUUUUUCAG
Messenger RNA from Diceros bicornis minor, 1376 nucleotides. RefSeq names its product replication factor C subunit 5 (gene RFC5). The record is from RefSeq and is a predicted model, not a curated record. NCBI's taxonomy places the organism in Eukaryota, Metazoa, Chordata, Mammalia, Perissodactyla, Rhinocerotidae. Gene Ontology annotation, molecular function: DNA clamp loader activity; ATP binding; DNA binding. Gene Ontology annotation, cellular component: DNA replication factor C complex; nucleus. The transcript is spliced from 11 exons. The coding region runs from base 91 to 1119 and encodes 342 amino acids. Gene Ontology annotation, biological process: DNA-templated DNA replication; DNA repair.